Asterias rubens (European starfish) is the source of this 2016-nucleotide messenger RNA. RefSeq names its product AP-1 complex subunit sigma-2. The record is from RefSeq and is a predicted model, not a curated record. Lineage: Eukaryota; Metazoa; Echinodermata; Asteroidea; Forcipulatida; Asteriidae. Gene Ontology annotation, cellular component: membrane coat; AP-1 adaptor complex; intracellular membrane-bounded organelle. Gene Ontology annotation, biological process: intracellular protein transport; vesicle-mediated transport. The transcript has 5 exons. Bases 128 to 604 code for a protein of 158 amino acids. Gene Ontology annotation, molecular function: clathrin-cargo adaptor activity.
UGCCUACGUAAAUUUUACACAUAAGUCGCAAUUUUGGUGAACGCCUGGUCAUCAAAACGAUGUGAAAAACACCAUUUCCUGAAAUAUAUACCACAAUUGAACAAAACAGAAACAGAUAACCAACAACAUGUUGCAGUUCAUGCUGUUAUUUAGCCGUCAAGGGAAGCUACGUCUACAGAAGUGGUAUCAUGCACACACUGAAAAGACAAAGAAGAAAAUCACCAGAGAACUUAUCACGACAGUGUUGUCAAGGAAACCAAAGAUGUGUAAUUUUCUGGAGUGGAGAGAUUUAAAGAUUGUUUAUAAAAGGUAUGCAAGUUUGUAUUUCUGCUGUGCAAUUGAAGAUCGUGAUAACGAACUGUUGACUUUAGAGAUCAUACACAGAUACGUGGAGCUUCUGGAUAAAUACUUCGGGAGUGUGUGUGAAUUAGACAUCAUCUUCAACUUUGAGAAAGCGUACUUCAUGCUCGAUGAGCUAAUGUUGGGAGGUGAGAUACAAGAGACGAGUAAGAAGAAUGUCUUGAAAGCGAUCCAAGCCCAAGAUCUACUACAAGAGGAGACGGAAGUAAACAAAAGCGUACUGGAGGAGCUUGGUUUGUCAUGAUGACGUCAUUGGAACUACUCCACCACCGUAUGAAGGCAUUAGAUAUAAUAUGUAUUUUGUUGUAUGGGGCCCCUAAUAAUAAGGUAUUAUACCUUUUCGGGUGGGCAAGGCACAUAAAAGGCACAAAAGAAAUUUCUUUUACAAUAUGAGAAUGAUGUAGUUUUUGACCAAACGGUAGCUGACCCCAAUGGCAAACUAUAGGAAGCAAUCAGUACAAAAAGCAUUUACAUGUAACUAAUUUAUUAUAAUCCUGAUAUUUUUGAAAUAUAUGCUGGACAUACCUUCUUAUUGAAGUCCAAAGUGAUUACAACUUUCUCUAUGUUAGACAUUUUGAUUAAUUGUUAAUAUUUUCAUAAACUCAUAGGGCAGCCCGUACAAAAUGGCGCCAAAACAAAGAAGAAAUCCACCACCUUUCCCAUUUUACAGGCUCCUUCAUAGCUGCCUGAUCUUUAAAGGUUCUGGUUUGGUAUUUACUCUGAAAGAUAAUGCCAAUACAAACAUACGUGGUAGGUUUAAGUACAGCAGUUUUGAAUAGUAUAAUGCAUUGUGAGAAGGUUUUCACUUUGGAGUACAUGUACUGUGGUAAUGUACAAAGCUAUCAACUGUUAUCAAACAAAUAUGAAUAAUAAGAAGCUUUACAGCGGUACGCCUCUCAGACUGUGUCUUUUAGAGGAGUUAUUUUUCCUGCCAUGAUACAUUCGUUUCGGCGAUAUCUUGAAAAGCCAACCACCUUUUGAAAUGAAAUUUUCGCAGGGUCAAUUGUCUUGUAUACAUUACUAAAUUUACAAAUGAGUUAAACAACUGAGCUGUUCCAAAAUUACAAAGGUAAACAUUGCCUUUAAAAUAAGGUUGAGAUAGCAUUAAAUUAACUCUUUGUUGAUAAGACAAUUAGAAACUCGCUAAAACAAAAAUUGCCAAGCGAAUUAAGUUCUUAGUUUGUUAUGUCAAAUAGCCUUAUUGUUUAUCAAUAUAUCAGUGAAUAGAUGGGGGUAGUUUGGUGCUGGUUUCAUUUCAAUAAUUAGUGGCGUAAAUAUUUGUAAUGAAAUUUUAUCCAUGUCUUCUUGUGUAGUUUAAGAACAGUGCUACAAUGUUUGGUUUUGUAUUCAGUGUCAAUAAUGUAGUCAAAAUGUGCUACAGUUUUUGUAAUGGAUAUGUACUCCUAAGUUACAAUCAUAUUAAGCAUUCUGAGUUGUACUUUUCAAAUAAUUCAGUUGUUUAUGUAUCGGGGUCAUUUCCGGAUGUAGACGAAAGCCAAUGUGUGGAUUGUGGAAUCCAUAUUUGGCUUUGGCUUAUGGCUCUGUUAGUCACUUGGAAGUAAUGCACUUUCAUUAUACGAACUUAUAGAUGGAGUUUUAGGCUAAGCCGUUUGCGGUUUUGGAAAUGAUUAUAAAUUAAAAAAGUAGAAAUUACAA